AAACGUAAUGCAUUUUCAUUGAAGAACUCUGUGACACUUAAAAUUAGAAAACAUAAAGUUGCUUUUUAUUGUUAAUCAAUGAAACAUCAACAUUGUCAUUUUUUUCGCGUUGACAGUUCCUCUCUCUAAAUUGAUAACAAGUAAAAUUGGUGUAAUGGUAAUAAAAGAAAUGUCCGCGGAGCCGUUUGUAAAUUUUUUACGUCGUGUGAGAUCUCCAAUAGCGAUUUACCAGGAGCCCAAGGGAAUAUCAAAAUCAGAGCAAUACUCCUUUAUUGAUCUGGUGAAAACACUAUGUCAACAAGCUUAUAUGGCCGUUUUGGUGAUUUUAACCAUGUUCUACAACAUGCUGCCACUUUUUGAGGGCUUCACAUGCAUCGUUAGAUUUAUACUGGAUAAGUUAAUCGAUAUUUUUGAAACUCAAGGCACUUGGGAAAAGUCGGUGAAAUCGCUUAUUUUCACCGGCGAACUGGUCGUACUUUUCAUUCUAUUUUACUUCACAAUAACCCUUUUAUUGAUCCCUAUUAUACAUUUCUUCUUUAUUUUCGUAUGUAAAAUAUUUAGAGCGUCCUCAAGCCCACGGUGAAAUAAAAUAUUAACAGAUAUAAAAAUAUAAAUGAUUAUUUCAAA
Messenger RNA from Tribolium madens (black flour beetle), 627 nucleotides. RefSeq lists its product as uncharacterized. Bases 155 to 583 code for a protein of 142 amino acids. Lineage: Eukaryota; Metazoa; Arthropoda; Insecta; Coleoptera; Tenebrionidae. The record is from RefSeq and is a predicted model, not a curated record. The transcript is spliced from 2 exons.